Molecule: messenger RNA, 645 nt
Organism: Mucor velutinosus
Lineage: Eukaryota; Fungi; Mucoromycota; Mucoromycetes; Mucorales; Mucoraceae
Exons: 3
Coding region: 1-645 (214 amino acids)
Biological process (GO): translation
Cellular component (GO): mitochondrion; ribosome
Molecular function (GO): RNA binding; structural constituent of ribosome
Source: RefSeq, a predicted model, not a curated record
AUGCAUCGUUUCAAGGCACAAGGUGUUAGUUCUCGUGUGUUUUCCAAACCACAAUGGAUGAACCCCAAAGAAAAGAUUAACCAUUGGAACAUUGUUACCGGUGAUAAGGUGGCCAUCAUUGCUGGUAAAGACAAGGACACUAUUGGUGAAAUCAAAUCUGUAAACCGUUCCAACAAUACCGUCAUUGUUGAAGGAAAGAAGUUGGCCAAGAAGCAUGUCCCAAUGCAACCUGGUGCUCCUGAGGGUAUCAUGAGAAAGGAAUUGCCUAUCCAUUAUUCCAAUGUCAUGUUGCUCCACCCUGAUACACAAAUGCCCACCCGUAUCGACCGUCGCAAAACCACCAAAACGUUAGAAGAUGGCCGUAUUAUUUCACGCUGGAGCAGAUUUGUCAAGGGCACUGAUAUCGAGAUCCCUAAGCCUGUCAGAAAAUACAAUGAUCAAAGCACAGAAGAGAAUUUCACAACUGCUGCAGAUGAUGCUAUUGAGGUGACUUACAAGCCUGAUUUCUCACAACCUCCCUUCCCUCAAGAUCUUGUCAAGGAACUCAGAAACCCUUACAAGAAGAAGUUUGUCAUGAAUUUGACAUCUACAUCAGCAGCAACCGCAACAGAAUCAACACCAUCCAUCAACAAUACCGAAGCUUAA